Messenger RNA from Manihot esculenta (cassava), 2229 nucleotides. RefSeq lists its product as uncharacterized. Lineage: Eukaryota; Viridiplantae; Streptophyta; Magnoliopsida; Malpighiales; Euphorbiaceae. The record is from RefSeq and is a predicted model, not a curated record. The coding region runs from base 352 to 1560 and encodes 402 amino acids. The transcript is spliced from 6 exons.
AAUAAUAAAAUAAUCUAAACCCUAAGUCGUGGUUUCUUCCUAAAGAAACUGUCGCAGCUUCCGCUCCUCCCCGACACUUCUGCUUCCCCAACGAGUCGCAGCAGUACCAGCACCCAACGGCAGCACCACCAACACCCAACGACGGCUGUAAGCUGUACCGACGACAGACACACGCCUCAGCACCCAACCAGUUCCAGCCAUAGCACAAAGACAGUCGCACGUCGGACCCAACCACAGUUGCACGACGCUGCUUCCUCGGUUAAACGACAGCCGCACGCCGCACCCAACACAGCCGCACGACACUGCUUCCUCUGUUUGUAUGAAUGUGUAAUUAUCCUUGAGAAAAUUAACAUGGGACCUGACUUGGAGAAGUCAAAAGCUUCUACUGAAGCAUUUGAUAGUAAAGAUAAUGGAAGUGUUCCUCAAGUUUCAGAAGAUAAACUUGUGCAAUGUGUAAGUAACUAUGAGGACAAGAAUUUUCAUGAAGAAGCCGUAAAUGACGACCGACCUAAGGUACUGGCUGGCAGUGAAGAUAUGGAGAUCAAUAUAAUUGAGUGUACAAAAUCUGGUGAUAAUGAACAAGUUGAAGCUAUAUGUGAGGAUCAAACUGAGAGUAUGAGUUCUUUUGGUGACACAUUAUCUGAGACUGAGAAUGGUCCAGUGAUGGAUGAUACUGAAGUUGAGUCACAAUUAUGUGUUGGUGUUGCUCCAGCAUCAAUAUUUAAUGAAUACAGUGGACCAUUUCAAAUGAGGAGGAAAAGGUUGACGGAUCAUUGGAGGAGAUUUAUACGUCCUCUUAUGUGGCGCUGCAAGUGGAUUGAACUGCAAAUUAAAGAAUUUCAGUCCCAAGCACUAAAAUAUGACAGGGAGCUUGCAGAACAUGAACAGAGAAAGCAAAUUGAUACAUUUGCAGAAGAAGGAUUUGAUGCCAGGUCACGGCCAUUUUUAGGUUGUACUCAAAGCAAGAAAGUCAUGAAGAGAAAGAAAAGAAGAAGAGUUGAAGAGAUGACUGAUAUAACAUCAUAUAUGCUGCAACAUAACCUCUUCUCCUACUAUGAAAAUAGGAAGUCUGCUGCCAGUGGUGCUCCCAUGAUUAACGAUUGUGGUAAUCUAGAUAAGACGAUCAAUAGUAAUGAUGAGUUUGGGUUGCAAGAAGGAUGGGAAUCUCUUGAAUCCAAAGGUGUUGAUAAUAUCCGUGAAGAUACUCUAUGGAAGAUUGAAGUGUUGCAAUUGCAGGUCCAUAAAUUGAAGGCUCGGAUUGAAAAGGUGGUGAGUGAAAAUCCUGGGAAGUUCUCUUCUCUUAACAGGCUGAGUGCUCCUGCAUCUUGUGAUGCAUUGACCUGUUCUGAUCAAAAUCCUGCUUCCUCUCUUGAAAAUGGAGAGAGAAUGCCUGCUAGAUCACAAUACACCUUAUCUCAGCAUAUGUCUGACAAUAAUGUAGACCUUAUGCCUGAAACUGCUGUUUCAAGUCAUGGAGAGGUCACCCCUCUUCCUGAUAUGAUUGAAAGCACAAGUCAGGCUCAGGUUGGGGUUUCAAGUGAAAAUAUUAUCUGUCCGUAAAUAGCAAUAUUGAUCACCAUCACCUGUUCUAGCUGGUAGACAUCAAAUUCUCCUCAUGUCGGUACAAUCUUCUUUUUAUUGUCUCAUUAUUUAUUCUCUUUGGUGGGUGUUUUGCUCUGUCUGUCCAAAUAUUUCAACUCCAUAUAAUUAUAGAUGUUGCUCUUUGUGAUGCAACUGUAAAUGGAGAAAGGGUGAUGGCUUUGGUGGAAUUUUCACGUUUGUGCAAGUAAAACCAUCUUACUUUUGGAGUGAAGGACUAUUUGAUUAACGAGGUCAUAUGUCAUCUUACCAUGAAUGAGUAAAUUGACUUGUAUAUCCAUUUGAGUUGUCCUCCAUCCUUUUAUGAUAUCACCUGGGUGAAUUGGAAAUGAUAUGCAGAUUCUUCUUCGGCCAACUUGAUUGGAAAUCACUGUUAUGCUUCAUCUGAUUUUGGUUCUAGUUUUUACCCCUAUUCAUAAUUGUAGGUUUGGUCAUGGGAGAUCGAGUUGCUCAUACUAGUGUUUGUUGGACAAUUUUCUCAGCUGAACUUGGAGCUGAUUACUAUUGCCAUGGUGACUUGAUAUUCUGUGGACUCGUGUAAUUUGAAACUGAUUUUUGUGCUCCAUAUCUGCAGACUAAAGAGGGAACUCUGAUUCACAAUCAGGAAAGCAAGGAAAAGAUGCAGGACUU